AUGCACAUCUACUGCUCGCCACCAAGCUUCGGGCGCGGGAGCGCCCAGGUAAAAACUAUACACGGAAGCAGUCAAAGUGGUGACACCAUAAGCCCCUGUAAUAUAAGCGCUAGCCGCAAGGGGUCGGGUACCACUCAGCGUAUAUGCAACAGCAUCGAGUGUACAGGUGUAUCUCGAGUGUCCCUAAAGGAAACUAGUACGGUCGCCCCUGGAUCAGCUAUUCAGGGGAGCUCAACUAGGGUACUGAGCUGCGAUUAUAGGGGCAGUGAUGCGACUGGCAAGCAGAGGAUAUACGUGAGCCGCAGGAGCAGCGAUGGCCGCUCAUGA
Blumeria graminis f. sp. triticale is the source of this 327-nucleotide messenger RNA. NCBI's taxonomy places the organism in Eukaryota, Fungi, Ascomycota, Leotiomycetes, Helotiales, Erysiphaceae. The record is from the annotation of a GenBank genome assembly.